UUAGUAUAGAACUUGUAGGGCUUCAGAGGCGACUUACAGUCUCAAUGACGUUGUGAAUGAGCUUCUUGGCCUUGUUGACCUUCUCUUCGGUAUCGGCCAUGAUGAGACAGUGCAGAUCUUCUUCCUGGUUGCUUGCGUGCGCGGCAUCAGACCGACCCUUACCCUCCUUUACGGAGCCCUUGCCACGAAUGGCGAUCUUGGCACCUGAGUCUCCCUCCAUUUUCUUCAGAGUGUUACCUCGAGGUCCGAUAAGUAAACCAACUUUAGUACGAGAGAGCUAGUAUUAGUGUCUGAUUCGCAAAGAUUAGAUGAACGUGUAAGGGUUAGUCCAUU
Messenger RNA from Fusarium redolens, 333 nucleotides. RefSeq lists its product as uncharacterized. Lineage: Eukaryota; Fungi; Ascomycota; Sordariomycetes; Hypocreales; Nectriaceae. The record is from RefSeq and is a predicted model, not a curated record. The coding region runs from base 57 to 281 and encodes 74 amino acids. The transcript has a single exon.